CCGCGUCGGUCCAGUAUACUCAUGUGCGCUUUCAAACUUCACGCACUAGAUAUAGAUUCAUUGUUCCUUCUUCAUUCCACAGUUUCAGAAGCCAAAAGACACAUCUCCAGGCUCCACGAGCAGACCUACUAGCCUACCGGCACCCGCCACUACACUCGACAUGAGACGGUAGCUUCCAGACGCGCCAUUGCGCACAUCCAACACCAUAGACUUGUAUACACUUAAUUCAACCACCAAAAUUCCAAGAUGUCUUUCGUUCCUCGAGCCGCUUUCCCAUCGCUUUCGCAUCUGCCGCGCUCCUACUUCCUAGGCCACCACAAAUCCGGGUUGCAGAAGAUGAAGACCCUCCUUUCCAGCAUCGACCUCGUCAUCGAAUGCCGCGACUACCGUGUGCCGCUCACAUCGCGCAACCCGCUCUUCGAAGAAUCGCUCGAAGGCAAAGAACGUCUCAUUGUGUAUACGAAGCGCGAUCUCGGUGGGCCGGCUCGCGACAGCAGAAAUGAAGAGGUCAUAACGAAGUGGCAUGCGCCGACGCCAACGAUGUUUAUCAGGAACAGCAGCGAUGAGGAGGGCAAGGCGAGCAGGCGGCGAAGUGUAGAGAAGCUGCUGGAAUUCCUGCGGGAGCAUGCACAACAGCGGUGGAAGCUCGUUGGACAUAGGCUCCUCGUGGUGGGUAUGCCAAACGUGGGCAAGUCAACGCUCCUCAACGCGCUCCGCGCACAUGGCAUUGGCAAAGGCAAGGUCGCGAAGACAGGCGCCCAGCCGGGUGUCACGAGGAAGAUUGGCAGCGGAGUCAAGAUCAUACCAAGCGAAGAUGAUGCAGAAAGCAUGGACGAGACGAGCAGGAAGAGGUACAAGGGUGUGGGCGGGGGCGUCUAUCUCGUUGAUACGCCGGGAGUCUUUAUACCAUAUGUUCCUGAUGCGGAGGCGAUGAUGAAGCUCGCGCUUUGCGGCAGCGUCAAGGACUCCAUCAUCCCGCCUGUCAUGCUUGCCGACUAUCUCCUCUACCACAUGAACCUUAUCGAUACCACUCUCUACGCUGAGUAUGUCCAUGGACCCACGAAUGACAUCGUGGAGCUUUUGGAGGGUAUUGCGAAAAGAACGGGUAGACUAGGCAAGGGUGGAAAGGCCGAUACGGAGGCCACGGCGCUGUGGAUGAUUCAGAAGUGGAGGACGGGCAAUAUGGGCAAAUUCCUGCUCGAUGGAGUGACCGAGCAAGGCUUGGAAGUGAGCAAGUUGGCGGAGCAGGAAAGAGUACCCAGCAUGAACCAGGCACGAAAAGCGCAGCGCGAGGUACGGCGAGCGAGAAACAAGGCAAGGGGCGAAGCGUGAG
This is a messenger RNA of Paraphaeosphaeria sporulosa, 1333 nucleotides long. Its product is annotated as mitochondrial GTPase 1. Gene Ontology annotation, cellular component: mitochondrion. Bases 247 to 1332 code for a protein of 361 amino acids. The record is from RefSeq and is a predicted model, not a curated record. Lineage: Eukaryota; Fungi; Ascomycota; Dothideomycetes; Pleosporales; Didymosphaeriaceae. Gene Ontology annotation, molecular function: GTPase activity; GTP binding. The transcript has a single exon.